AUGGUCGACGUGGUGCGCACAAAGUCGCAUCUCUUCCGUCCAUCACAUCGUUCCUCUCCCUCUGCAGACGCAAGCAAUGCCGCACAGCUAGCUGCAGCCAUGCCUCGCCCUUCCCGCGGCGUCGGCCAGUCUGCUUCUGAUGCGGCUUCCGCCGCCGAGUUCGCUUCCAAGAAGUAUGUCUGGAUCCCAGACCCUGCCCUCGGCUAUGUCUCCGGCUGGGUCAUCAAGGAGCAAGACGGCGGCGAAACCUCCGUCUGCGCCUUGCAAGACGGAUCCAACCGCGCCGUACCCACCUUUGAGCUCAGCAAGAUGAACCCGCCCAAGUUCGACAAGGUCGAGGACAUCGCCGACCUUACCUUCCUCAACGAGGCCAGUGUGGUGCACAACUUGCGGCAACGCUACUUUAGCUCUCUCAUUUACACCUACUCCGGUCUCUUCCUCGUCGCGGUCAACCCCUACCAUACCCUCCCCAUCUACACAGACGCCAUCGUCGCCGCAUACAAGGGGCGCAGACGCGAGGAGAACGCUCCCCACGUCUUUGCCCUCGCCGACGAGGCCAUGCGCAACAUGAUCGACAACCGCGAAAACCAGAGUCUCCUCAUCACCGGAGAGUCCGGCGCCGGUAAGACCGAGAACACAAAGAAGGUCAUCCAGUACCUCGCCGCCAUCGCCGCCGACCCAACCGCCAACGGCACCCAGUCGCCAGCCAGCACCCUCACGCCAUCCUCCUCCCGAGAAGUUCUCGAUCGCAUCAACGGUGUCGCGCCCGUCUCGACAAAACGCCUUGGCCUUCUUGAGCGCCAGAUCCUCCAGGCCAACCCCAUCCUCGAAGCCUUCGGAAAUGCACAGACCAUCCGCAACAACAACUCGAGUCGUUUCGGCAAGUUUGUCCGCAUCGAGUUCACUUCCGUCGGCGCAAUCGCAGGCGCCAACAUCGACUGGUACCUCCUCGAAAAGAGCAGAGUCGCCAUCCGCAGCGAGAACGAGCGAAGCUUCCACAUCUUCUACCAGCUCCUUCGGGGAGGCGAAGCCGAGCUCAAGCAGAAGCUCCUACUUUCAAGCUCCCCCGAUGACUACGCCUAUCUCAAGGGCACCCGCAAGGACGUCGAGGGCGUUGACGAUCGCGCAGAGUGGAAGCUCUUGCGCGAGGCGCUUGACACCGUCGGCUUCUCCCCGGAUGAGCAGCUCAACCUCUUCAGGAUCGCUGCCGCCAUCCUCCAGAUUGGCAACCUUCAGCUCGCAACCGACCGCUCCGAACAGGCCCGCAUCACCAACAUGCCCCAGGUCGAGAAGAUCUGUCACGUCCUCGGCCUGCCCCAACAGGAGUUCACCAAUGCCCUCCUUCGCCCGCGUGUCAAGGCCGGCCGCGAGUGGGUGACUUCCUCCCGCACCAUGCGACAGGUCUCGGAAGAGAUGGCCGCGCUCAGCAAGACGCUUUACGAGAAGGCAUUCGGCUGGCUUGUAGACCGCAUCAACAAGGCCCUCGACCGUCCCACCAGCAAGAGCAGCUUCAUCGGCGUCCUCGACAUUGCCGGCUUCGAGAUCUUCGAGGUCAACAGCUUCGAGCAGCUCUGCAUCAACUACACCAACGAGAAGCUCCAGCAGUUCUUCAACCACCACAUGUUCGUGCUCGAGCAGGAAGAGUACGCGCGCGAGAACAUCGAGUGGGACUUUGUCAACUUUGGCCUCGAUCUCCAGCCCACCAUUGAUCUCAUCGAGUCCACCACUCCCAUCGGCAUUCUCUCGUGCCUCGAUGAAGAGUGCAUCAUGCCCAGGGCCACCGACGUCACCUUUACCGAAAAGCUCAACCGCAUCUGGGGCACCAACAGGGACGGCACCGCCAUGGAUGCCGCAGGCGCUGCACUCGCAGCCGAGAAGGGCCUCGCUCACGGCUCCACCAAGUUUGCCCCGACCCGUUUCGCGCAAGGCUUCACCGUCAAGCAUUACGCCGGCGAUGUCGACUACCGCACAGACGGAUGGGUCGACAAGAACAAGGACCCGCUCAACGAUAACCUCACCCGCGUCAUGUCCGAGUCCACCGAUCGCUUCGUCGCCACCCUCUUUGCCGAGUACGCCGAGGUGGACGAAGAGACCUCACUGGCCACUGCCCCCAAGCGUCGAGUCAAGCGUGGUGCCUUCCGCACCGUCGGUCAGAGGCACAAGGAACAGCUCAACUCGCUCAUGGGUCAGCUCUCGUCCACCCAGCCACACUUCGUCCGAUGCAUCGUGCCGAACCCGGAGAAGAAGCCUGGCAAGAUGGAUGUUCCGCUCGUGCUCGAGCAGCUCCGAUGCAACGGUGUGCUGGAAGGCAUCCGAAUCGCGCGUCUUGGUUAUCCAAACCGUCUCCUCUUCUCCGAGUUCAGAAACCGCUACGAGGUCCUCACGCCCGGUAUCAUUCCUCCGGGCUACAUGGACGGCCGCAAGGCAUGCCAGAGGAUGGUCGAGUCCCUCGAGUUAGACAAGUCCACAUUCAAGAUUGGCACUUCCAAGAUCUUCUUCAAGGCAGGCGUUCUUGCAGAGAUGGAGGAGCGUCGUGACUCGCACCUCUACGACAUCUUCAGCCGCUUCGGCGCUGCCUGCCGCAUGUACACGGCGCGCCGCCAGAUGAAGAAGAUCCUCAAUCGUGCUGCAGCGGUCCGAACAGUGCAGCGUAACGCACGUCUCUACGUCGAGCUCCGCGAAUGGCCCUGGUGGCAACUCUACACUCGCGUGCGUCCUUUGCUCACCGCCACAAGGCAUGACGAGGAGCUCAAACGCAAGCAGCUCGAGCUCGCUAUGGUCACAGAGAGGGCUGAACGCGACCAAAAGGAGCGCGAAGCCCUCGAAGCUUUGAAGUUCCAGCUCGAGGCUGAGAAGCGCAAGAUCGAAGAGCAGCUCGAGUCGGAACGUACCCUGCUCCUCGACAAGGACCAGCUGCUCGCCCGAUCCAAAGAGCGCGAAGCCGCACUCGAGGAAGACCUGGCGGCCCUACAGGGCGAUGUCGACUUGCUCGAAGGCCAGCUCGAGAAGGCAAUCGCGACCCAGAAGGCAACGGAGCAAGCGCAUGCAGAACUCAAAGCCGCUUUCGACCAGGCUGCCGAGCAUCUUUUGCGUCUUGAAGCUGAGCAGAAGGCAUGGAAGGACAAGGAAGACACCUUCAUGCGCGAUCUCAGCAAGCACACCACCAACGCAGAGCAGUUCCGUUCCGAACGCCAGGCCCACAUGGCUGAAAAGGAGGACUGGCAGCGAAAGCUACAGGAGAAGGAGCAGGACCUCGACCGGGCUCAGAAGCGAAUGCUCGCUGCUGUCCAGGAGGUCGAAGCCAAGCUUGUGGCCGAGGCCAAGGGCCGCGAGCAGGAGCAACAGCGUGCCGUUCAGCUCGAAGACCAGACUCGGCAGUCGACCUACCAGCUUUCCGAGCUGCAGCGCGUCGCGGCUGGCCACGAGACAAAGCUCAAGGACAAGGAGCAGGAGGUUCAGGCUCUGCAGAAGCAGGCGUCGGACCUCGCCCGCGAACGUGAGGCGCUCACAAAGCAGGUCGCCGACCUCAGCGUCAAGAUCGACACGUUCGGCUUUGACCUCAAGUCGGCCAAGGACGAGCAGGCCACCAUCAACCAGGCCAAGGCCGCCUUGCAGAAAGAGCUCGACGAGACUCGACGCUUGAUGGAAGCCAAGAGCUCCGAGGACGUCAAGACCAAAGAGCUGCACCGCAUGAAAGAGCAAGAGCUCCAGACCUUGCGCGAGCAGAUGGCCAGUGUCCAGAAGGAGCUGUCCGAGACCAAGCACUCGAGCCUUGAGCAGAUCUCUGCGCUGCGAGCCGAGAUCUCUGCUGCUCAGAAGGAGGCCCAGUCACAUGGCUCUGCCCGCAAAGACGCCGAAGAGCAAGUGCGCGCCGCUGAGGCUCGUGUUCGUGAUGCCGAUGCCAAGGUUGCUGCUACCGAAAAGGCCCGGCACGAGGCGGAGGCCUUGCUACAGGAAGCCCAAAGCAAGUCGGCCGUCAUCAACCGAGGUCUCCAAGACGCUUUGAAGAACAAGGACACGCUCGAGAAGCAGCUGCAGGCAUCUACAGUCAAGCACCAGGACUUGGAGGAUGCGCUGCUGGAGCUCGAGCGUCGCGAGGCGGGCUGGAAGCUCAAGACUGAUCAGGUCGCAACUGAGCUCAGCGCCGAGUCCAAGCGACGCGAGUUGCUUGAGCAGGCCCACAAACAAGCCGAGCGCAACGCCAACAGUCUGCAGCAGCUCGUGGCUGGCAAGGACAAGGAGCUCAGCGGACUGAAGCACGAGCUGACGCUGUCGCAGCAAGAGGUGCGCAAGCUGCAGUCCAUGCAGAACAAGACCAUUGUCGAGCAUGUUCACGUGCUUGAAGAGGCCAAAAAGUACACCGACCGCCAGCUACAAGAUGCACAGGCCAAGCUGCAGGAGCUUGCACACUACACCAAGACGCUCGAGAAGAGCAAGACCCGUCUCGUGAACGAGAAUGAGGACUUGACACGCGAGCUCACGCGACUUCAGCGAGGCAAUGGUGGUGCUGCGACAGCACCUUCGCCCAACCUCAGCAACGGGCUUCGAGGCGCUGUCACCACGUAUGGCAAUGUGGCUCCCUCGUCCAAUGGCGAUACCAAGUCGCUCAAGAAGCUGGAGGACAAGGUUGCCGAGCUCACCAACUCGCUGCGUCAGGCGCAGCAGCAGCGCGACGAGGCACUGUCCAAUGCACGUCGCAAAGAUCUGCAGGCCGACGAGAUGGUGAGCCGAACGCGUCGCCAGUAUGAGCAGCACAUCCAGGAGCUCGAGCGCCAGCUCAAGAAUUCGCAGAUCGCACGCAGCACCACCAUGACGAACCUCGAGGAACUGAUCCUUGCCGGUCAUGGAUCGCCACAAGUCACCGGCGGUCCAUCGGACGGUCUGCGUCAUCAGAUCCUUGACGAGCUUCGUCGUGGCCACGAGGAGCUGGAACAGGACAUUGCAGCCAAGAGCGAUCUGCUGCGUUCGCACAAGAUGCCUACCAAGGUUUCGGCUGCCGUUCCGCCCGCGCGCGGGUCCAGCAGCUACUACGUCUACGGCAACGAGGCCAAGAAGACCAACGGCCACACGCUGCACAGUGCGAGCAACGGGAGCAGCAGCAGUUCGAGCGCAUCCAAUGGCGAGCUCGAGGCGAAGCUGGGCGAGGUCACUCGGGCGUACCAGGAGUCCGUGGCGCAGCAGCGUCAGAGCCAGGCGCACAUGACGCAGCUCGUGACGCAGAUCCGCGACCUGCAAGCCGGGCUGGACGAGAGCGAGCUCAAGUACGACCAGCUGGCUGCGGCGUACGAGUCUCUGAUCCACGAGGCGGGCGUAGACGAGAGUAUGAUCAACAGCCUGCAGCAGACGCUGGAGAAGUACAAGAGCCAGGCGGACAAGCACAUGGAGAACUGGCGCAGGACCACGGUCGAGCUCGAGAAACACACCGCCAGCCUGCGAAGCCAGACGGGUCGAAGGCCCGGCUCCAUCCCGCCCGAGAUGGUGAACGGCAGCAUGAGCCCUACUCGCACCCAGCUCAGCAUGCGAUAA
This is a messenger RNA of Moesziomyces aphidis, 5526 nucleotides long. Lineage: Eukaryota; Fungi; Basidiomycota; Ustilaginomycetes; Ustilaginales; Ustilaginaceae. The record is from the annotation of a GenBank genome assembly.